This is a messenger RNA of Caenorhabditis sp. 36 PRJEB53466, 878 nucleotides long. The record is from the annotation of a GenBank genome assembly. Lineage: Eukaryota; Metazoa; Nematoda; Chromadorea; Rhabditida; Rhabditidae.
AUGCCGUCCGCGCAGGGAGAAGUCUCCUUCUUCGAGGUCGCCACGACCGUUCCGUUCAGUCAUGAGCUCUCGAAACGCCACGUGGCACAGAACCAGCACGCCGCCUUCUGGAUCUCCAUGCUCUACGUCGUCGUCAUCUUCGGACUGAAGGCCGCUAUGACGAACCGAAAGCCGUUCGAUGUGAGUGUGAAAUGUCAAUUGCAUAGACUUGAACUGUCGAGUUUCAGCUGACGGGUCCGCUGAACCUCUGGAAUGCCGCUCUCGCGAUCUUCUCGACCGCCGGCUCGCUGGCCACCUCGGUCGGACUCCUCCACGAGUUCUACACCCGCGGUUUCUUCGCCUCCUACAUCCACAUUGGCGACUUCUACAACGGCCUUUCCGGAUUCUUCACCUGGUUGUUCGUGCUCUCGAAGAUCGCCGAGUUCGGAGACACGCUGUUCAUCGUGCUGCGCAAGAAGCCGUUGAUGUUCCUCCACUGGUACCACCACGUGCUCACCAUGAACUACGCGUUCAUGUCGUUCGAGGCGAACCUCGGCUUCAACACGUGGAUCACGUGGAUGAACUUCUCGGUACACUCGAUCAUGUACGGCUACUACAUGCUUCGCUCGUUCGGCGUCAAAGUGCCCGCGUGGAUCGCCCGCAACAUCACCACCAUGCAGAUCCUCCAGUUCGUCGUCACCCACUUCAUCCUCUUCCACGUCGGAUACCUCGCCCUGACCGGACAGUCCGUCGACUCGACCACCGGCUACUACUGGUUCUGUCUGCUCAUGGAGAUCUCCUACGUCGUCCUCUUCGGCAACUUCUACUACCAAUCGUACAUCAAGGGAGGCGGCAAGAAGUUCAUCGCCGAGAAGAAGCCCGAGAAGAAGGCCGAUUAA